This is a messenger RNA of Miscanthus lutarioriparius, 567 nucleotides long. NCBI's taxonomy places the organism in Eukaryota, Viridiplantae, Streptophyta, Magnoliopsida, Poales, Poaceae. The record is from the annotation of a GenBank genome assembly.
AUGGUACUUCGGGGACGACAGGAGGCUCCAGGACGCGGUACACCGAGCGCCGCGGAGGUGAUCCGGCAGCGUCGCAAUGCCUUCGACUGCAUCUGCAAGAUCUCCGUCGUCUCGGCGCUGACCGCCUUCUUCUUGCACCUCUCCGAUCACCCGGAGGACGACGAGGAGAUCGGCGGGUUCAUGUUCGACUUCCUGUUCGCGGCGCAGGACGCGUCCACCUCGUCCCUCUGCUGGGCGGUGUCGACGCUGGACUCCCACCCGGAGGUGCUGGCCCGCGUGCGCGCCGAGGUGUCGGCCGCCUGGUCCCCGGACUCCGGCAAGCCGAUGACGGCGGAGACGAUCCAGGGGAUGCGGUACACCCAGGCGGCGGCCCUGGAUGCGUCUCCUCCCCUGCUCCGUGUCCUCCCACACCGACGGCCCUGCAUGCGUGAAGUCCGGCGGCCCUGGAUUCGCGAAGGUCGCGGCAGGGGCAUGCGGGGCCGCCGGGACGAGCAGCGCGGCGGCGAAAGAAAGGGAGCGGAGGAGCAGAGCGCGAGCGGAGGAGCAGCGCGGGGCGGUGACGACUGA